AGCUUGGGAAAGCUCAUAGAUAGUACAGUGUGGCCGACUUUCCUGCUCAGUGGCAAAAUACAGUGCGCGUGGAAAUACAUUUGAUUGAAUAGGUAUAUCCAUUGGAUAGAGAGGAAUAACGUUGCUUUUUGACUAUGGCUGAUGUCACGCAAUUCAACGAGGGGACCGGGGACAUCGCGAAAGGGUUCGCUCGUAAAGGUGCUUUGAGGCAGAAGAACGUCCAUGAAGUAAAGGACCACAAAUUCACUGCGAGGUUCUUCAAGCAGCCGACUUUUUGUAGCCACUGCACCGACUUUAUCUGGGGAUUUGGAAAGCAAGGAUUCCAGUGCCAAGUUUGCUGUUUCGUGGUCCACAAGAGGUGCCAUGAGUUUGUCACGUUCUCUUGCCCCGGUGCGGAUAAGGGUCCCGACACAGACGACCCCAGAACCAAGCACAAGUUUAAGAUCCACACCUAUGGCAGCCCCACCUUCUGCGACCACUGUGGCUCUCUCCUGUAUGGUCUCAUCCACCAGGGGAUGAAGUGUGACACCUGCGACAUGAACGUGCACAAUCAGUGUGUGAUGAACGUGCCCAGCAUGUGUGGGACGGACCACACCGAGAGGAGGGGACGCCUCUACCUGAAGUGUGAGGUCACAGAGGACAAGCUGCAGGUCACAGGGACUCCUGAAACAACCUGCAAACCAGGCUGUCGUCUUGUGAAACAGUGGAUGUAAAGAAUCUAGCUAGCUAAAGCAUUUACUGCAAAUUAAAUGUACAAUUUUGUAUGCUUGCCUUGCUGAUAUUUGCCAUGCAAUGCAGAUAGAUGAAUAAGGUAGCUAGCUAGGUUCUUGCUUAUUGUGCAGUGGAGGAUAAAAAUACCUGUAUGCCUAUGGAUGUUUAGAAGGCUACCUAGCCGAUCUGUGUAUGGACCCAAACGUUUGGUAUACAUAUUAAUUCAGAACCUAACUAUGAACCUCAGCUAUGAUAGACAGUUGUGUCAACUUCAAAAGAGUGUGAAUUACAUUAAUGAAGCCUAUGGAUUGAAUUGAAUAUAAUAUAACUUUGUGCCAAGGAUGCAAGUCAUUUUUACAUGUAGUUAUUACCAUACAUGAUAUCCCCACAUUCUAGCCUGUACAUUUAAUAUAUUCACUGAUCAUGUACUCUACCUUGGCAAAUAAAGGUGCAGUUUAGGU
Messenger RNA from Salmo salar (Atlantic salmon), 1172 nucleotides. It is a transcript of the gene kpca, whose product is annotated as kinase C alpha type. The record is from RefSeq and is marked provisional. NCBI's taxonomy places the organism in Eukaryota, Metazoa, Chordata, Actinopteri, Salmoniformes, Salmonidae. Gene Ontology annotation, cellular component: cytosol. Gene Ontology annotation, biological process: intracellular signal transduction; phospholipase C-activating G protein-coupled receptor signaling pathway. Gene Ontology annotation, molecular function: protein serine/threonine kinase activity.